This is a messenger RNA of Carlito syrichta (Philippine tarsier), 1777 nucleotides long. It is a transcript of the gene PIP4P1, whose product is annotated as transmembrane protein 55B. The transcript is spliced from 8 exons. Gene Ontology annotation, molecular function: phosphatidylinositol-4,5-bisphosphate 4-phosphatase activity. Lineage: Eukaryota; Metazoa; Chordata; Mammalia; Primates; Tarsiidae. Gene Ontology annotation, biological process: phosphatidylinositol dephosphorylation. Gene Ontology annotation, cellular component: phagocytic vesicle membrane; late endosome membrane; lysosomal membrane. The coding region runs from base 272 to 1075 and encodes 267 amino acids. The record is from RefSeq and is a predicted model, not a curated record.
CGUUCCCCAGUGGAAAAGGAGAGCUGCCUUCACUGGACCACGAAUCGGUUUAUCGCCACGAAUAACAGCAUGGCGGGGGCGGGGAUAGCCUAUCACGUGCUGCGGGACACAACGGGGCGGGGCGGGCCACUGGUUGCGGAGUGAGCUGGGCGCGCGGCGCGCAGGCGCCCUGGGGACCCGGUAGCGGUGGCGGCGGCGACGGUGGCUGCGGCGGCGGCAGCGGUGAAAGGAGCCGGAUCGCUGGCCCGAGCGGGAGGCGGAGGUGGCAGCCAUGGCGGCAGAUGGAGAGCGUUCCCCGCUGCUGUCAGAGCCCGUCGACGGUGGCGCCGGCGGCAACGGUUUAGUGGGGCCGGGCGGGGCCGGUAAACAUGCCCCGCCCCAGGCUUUUCCCCCAUUCCCCGAGGGGCAUCCAGCCGUGUUGCCUGGAGAGGACCCGCCCCCCUACUCACCCUUGACCAGCCCGGACAGUGGAAGUGCCCCUAUGAUCACCUGCCGAGUCUGCCAGUCUCUCAUCAACGUGGAAGGCAAGAUGCAUCAGCAUGUAGUCAAAUGUGGUGUCUGCAAUGAAGCCACUCCAAUCAAGAAUGCACCCCCAGGGAAAAAAUAUGUUCGAUGCCCUUGUAACUGUCUCCUCAUCUGCAAAGUGACUUCCCAGCGGAUUGCCUGCCCUCGGCCCUACUGCAAAAGAAUCAUCAACCUGGGGCCUGUGCAUCCAGGACCUCUGAGUCCAGAACCACAACCUGUGGGUGUCAGGGUUAUCUGUGGACAUUGCAAGAAUACAUUUCUGUGGACAGAAUUCACAGACCGUACCUUGGCACGUUGCCCUCACUGCAGGAAAGUGUCAUCUAUUGGGCGCAGAUACCCACGAAAGAGAUGUAUCUGCUGCUUCUUGCUUGGUUUGCUCUUGGCAGUCACUGCCACUGGCCUUGCUUUUGGCACAUGGAAGCAUGCACGGCGAUAUGGAGGCAUCUAUGCAGCCUGGGCAUUUGUCAUCCUAUUGGCUGUGCUGUGUUUGGGCCGGGCCCUCUAUUGGGCCUGUAUGAAGGUCAGCCACCCUGUCCAGAACUUUUCCUGAGCCUGAUGACCCACAGACUGUGCCUGGCCCCUCCCUGGUGGGGACAGUGACACUACAAAGGGAGCUGGGGUAAAAGGCUCCCUGGGCUUCUAUAAGGAAGCCAAGCAGCUGCCUUCCUUUUCCCUGGAAAGGUAGGAAGGAACCAGGCCCUUACUUAGGUUUGGAAGGGUAAGUAGGUAAGGCCACUCUGCUAAUCACCUGCUUUCCUCCAAGGGUUGUGGUGUUUAUGGUGAAGUAGGCAAAAUGUUGCCCCUCAAUCGGGGUACUGAAGAUGGUUCUAGCCUUGUCCUUCCUGUAUGCUCCCUGAGAACCAUUCCUGUCCCUUACACAUUCCAGGGCAGGGUGGGGGUGGGUAGCCCUGGGGGUUCCCCUCCCUCUUGUGCACCAUUAGGACUUUGCUGCUGCUAUUGCACUUCACCAGGGUUUGGCUCUGGCCUCAAUACCCUCAGUCUCCUCUCCCCACAUUCUGUGUCCUGUGGGGGUGGGGUUAGCCGCUGCUCUGUACAGAACCACAGGAACUGACGUGUAUAUAACUAUUUAAUGUGGGGUAUGUUCCCCUAUUCCUGUAUUUCCCUUAAUUCCUCCUUCCAACCUUUCUUACCCCCCAGUUGCAGUAUUUAACUGGGUUGGGUAGGGUUGCUCUGUCUUGGGGGAAGUUAAGGAUUCAACCUGUGCUUGUAAAUAAAUAAGGUCAUGACUCUA